Molecule: messenger RNA, 1868 nt
Organism: Aureobasidium vineae
Lineage: Eukaryota; Fungi; Ascomycota; Dothideomycetes; Dothideales; Saccotheciaceae
Source: the annotation of a GenBank genome assembly
CUAUGAAUCCGCCCGCCCCUGUCAAGGCGGCGCCCUUGGCUCGCCCAUACCGCGACUUCCUCACCCCGUCGUUGCACAGAAGAUUUACGAGUGCUGCCCUGGUUGGACUGGCAGCAUGCUGGCUCAUCUCUAUUCCCAUGGCUAGCCCUAGCCUGUUCUGGUCCUGGUUCCCUCUUGGUCCUGCUGGUGUUCGCACUCUCUUCCUCUUCAUCUCGUCGCUCUCCAUCUUCGUCCUCCGAGUCGCUCAACUGCACUUUGGCCCGCGAACCACCAUCUCGACCUUUGAGUCUUUCUGGACCUACCUAGUGUCCAAGAACACCAUUCUGACCUGCUUCUGGUACUCUCUCUCGGCCUUUCUCUUUGCCGAGCUUUACAUCUUCACCACUGCCAAAGAUGCCAAUCUUGCGUGGAUCGACCCUGGCAGAUCCUACGAACGUCCCAAGUUGAACGAGCGACCCAUUCUUCUCCGCUCCCAAUUUCUCUUCCUCGCCCUGGCUCAAUCCGCCAUCCAUCUCUACAAGGACUAUGACCUGAUCCGCCUGCCACAAUCUCCAUCCAAGAGCUCGCCAGUUAUGCAGUUAAAGGACGAAAUUAAGAACAUUGUCGCCCACACGGCAAAGCUUGUCACUCUCACCUGCUUGUUUGGCCCCUUCUUCUACUUUGUCAUCUGGAGAAACCUAGCAUGGGCUCUGGCCUUCAAGAUCGGUCGUACCCUGUUCUUCCUGCCCAAAACAACAAGACCCGCAGGUCUUACCGACCCCGUCUCUCUUAUCGCGCGCUUCCUCUGGUCUUCGAUGCUUCUGGUCGCUCUGUGGGAACUGUCCAACCGUGCCUUUACCAUCUACACUGCUCAAGAACCUGUCAAGAAGGACAAGCCUCUGACCGCCGACUCUAAAGAUCCCAAUGGUAGUUUGAUUGCCGGAUUAAAGGCAAAGAAGGAAAUCCCUAAGACCAUGGCUUUCUGGGAGCUUGCCAUGAUCACCAAAAAGUUCGAAGAACGUAGAAAGACUCUGUUUGCCGAGCUCGAUAGAAAAGGCGGAUCUACCUGGUCUCAAAUCUCUGGUACUUGUUUGAUCGAGAUUCAAUCCGUCAUUCAGCGCAUCCAGGACUCGCAAGCAGCCGUUUCUAACACACCCGAACAACCUCAGCCAAUUCAGACACUCCCGAAGAUCUCGUCGCGCCCUGUCAGGGAGGACGCCAUCUUCAUGGCACCACCUCCACCCUCAACCGGCCUGCAAGCUUUCGAAAGUUCUGUUGGCUUGGUCGCUAGAUCCUACGGCCAGUCUCAUGGCGCCACCAAUCCUGUCAGCCCACGAGCACAGAAACUGCUCGAGUAUGGUGCUGACCGCAUCCUCACCAAGGAACAACAGGAACAGCUUGGCCGCGCUGGCAUGGUCAACAACGCGAACGGUCUGAUCUCUUGGCUCAUUGGAACACCACUCGGCAUGCCCUUCCGUCAAUCCUUUGCCCGUCGCAUCAAUGCGACCGUGUUUGGUGUUCCAUUCAGCACUGGCGCCAUCAUCACAAAUGCCGUACAAGCCGUCUGUGGCCUUGCCGUCGCUAGUCUGAAGGAAGACAACCUCGGUCAAGUGCAGAAAGAUAUCUCGACCAUUGUGCGCACUCUCAUCAUUACCACACAACAGAUCCAACUUUUCGUCCGAAACCUGCCACCGCAUUGGACAGACAUGGACUUUGAUGGCAACCGCCGAGUCCCAGAAGUCGAAGAACUGUUGAAGGUUUUGCGUGAUGGCUUGCACGAGAUUGUCGUUACUUUUGGCGAGUAUGCAGGUAACCUGGGACUUUCAAGGUCCGAGAUGAUGAUUGCUAGAGAGUUGGCGGGUAGAGGUCCUGAGAUGGAGUCUGUGAAA